AAGUAGCGCCCAGGGUCAAUGUGCACUUCUGUUUCCGAGGUGGGCUUCGUUUCUAGUCUUCCCUGGCGCUAUGAGUUCUUUCCAGGGACAGAUGGAGGAAUAUCCAACCAUCUCCAUUGACCGCUUCGACAGGGAGAACCUGAAAGCCCGUGCCUACUUCCUUUCGCACUGCCACAAGGAUCACAUGAAAGGAUUAAGGGCUCCUUCCAUGAAAAGAAGGCUGGAAUGCAGUUUGAAGGUCUUCCUGUACUGUUCUCCAGUCACUAAGGAGCUGCUCUUAACCAGCCCGAAGUACAAGUUCUGGGAAAACCGAAUUAUAGCAAUUGAAAUUGAAACUCCUACCCAGGUAUCUUUAGUUGAUGAGGCAUCGGGUGAGAAGGAAGAGGUUGUUGUGACUCUCUUACCAGCUGGUCACUGCCCAGGUUCAGUUAUGUUUCUAUUUCAGGGCAGUAAUGGAACUGUCUUAUAUACAGGAGACUUCAGACUGGCGAAAGGAGAAGCUUCCAGAAUGGAGCUUCUGCACUCUGGGGGCAGAGUAAAAGACAUCCAAAGUGUAUAUUUAGACACCACUUUCUGUGACCCAAGGUUUUAUCAAAUUCCAAGUCGUGAGGAGUGCUUGAGGGGCGUUCUGGAGCUGGUUCGGAGCUGGAUAACGAGGAGUCCGAAGCACGUCGUGUGGCUGAACUGCAAGGCCGCCUACGGCUAUGAGUACUUAUUCACCAACCUGAGUGAGGAGCUGGGAGUCCAGGUUCAUGUGGACAAGCUGGACAUGUUUAAAAACAUGCCUGACAUCCUGCACCAUCUCACAACGGAUCGAAACACCCAGAUCCACGCCUGCCGCCACCCGAAGGCAGAAGAGUAUUUUCAGUGGAAUAAGUUACCCUGUGGCAUGGCUUCCAAAACUAAAACUGUACUCCACACGAUCAGCAUCAAGCCAUCUACCAUGUGGUUUGGAGAGAGGACCAGAAAAACAAAUGUGAUUGUGAGAACCGGAGAGAGCUCAUACAGAGCUUGCUUCUCUUUCCACUCCUCCUACAGUGAGAUUAAAGACUUUUUGAGCUACAUCUGCCCAGUGAAUGCGUAUCCAAAUGUCAUUCCGAUCGGCCUCACUGUGGAUAAGGUCAUGGACUUUUUAAAGCCUCUGUGCCGCUCUUCCCAAUGUGCUGAACCAAAGUACAAGCCCCUCGGGAAGCUGAAGAGAGCUAGAACAGUUCACCUUGACUCAGAGGAAGACGAUGAUCUCUUUGAUGACCCUCUACUAACACAUUCAAGGCGCAAAGUUCCGUACCAAGGAACUCUUCACCCUGAGGCAUUUUCAAUGAAGGCACUACCACUAGAUCAGCCUGAACUGGGACAAAGCCCCGGAUGCUGUAAAGCAGAGAGUACGCCAAGUCCUUCUUUGGCCAACUUUGUGGACUGUGACGAGUCCAACAGUGACAGUGAAGGAGAGUUAGAGACCCCGCCUUCUCUGCAGGGAGGUCUCGGCCCCACAACACUCCCCCAGCAAAACGCUGAUCCGGAUGUGGAUGUGCCUCGGUGGGAAGUGUUCUUCAAAAAAGAUGAAAUCACAGAUGAAUGUUUGGAAAACUUACCUUCCUCCAUAGAGACAGGGGGAUCGCAGUCACCAAAGCGUUUCAGUGACUCACCAAAGCUGGGCAGUGACUCUGAUGGAGAAUCCACCCACAUCUCUUCCCAGAAUUCAUCUCAGUCAACCCACAUAACGGAUCAAGGAAGCCAAGGCUGGGACAGCCAGUGUGAUACCGUUUUGUUAUCUUCCCAAGAGAAAAGUGGUGGGGAUAGCACCUCUUUGAACAAGGAUACCUACAAACCAAAACCCAAAGAUAGUAUUUCUGCCUCCCAAACAGAACAGAAUGCACUUUGUCCACAGGAUACUCACUGUGAUUUGAAAAGCGGAGCUGAAGUAAAUGGAGCCCCUUGUAUUGAAGAACCAGAUACUGUGAGUGGCAGGAGAUCUUCACCUGAGAAAACAUCGCUAACCAGCACACAUGCAGACUCACAGAGCUCCUCUGACUUUGAAAUCCCCUCAACUCCAGAAGCUGAGCUUCCCAAGCCAGAGCAUUUACAGUUCUUAUAUGGAAAGCUGGCAACAGGUGAGAGUAUAGUGUUGAAAAAAGAAAAUGUUCACUCCCAGAUAUUUAAAUAAAACUCAUCCUAGCAAGGAUGUCCAGUCUUUUGCUGUUGCAACACAAUGACACACAUAAAUGUGCUGGGCAGCAGGCACAGCUGUGGGUGUGUGGCCUGGUGGGUAACACACUUGUCAGACCAACCCCUGAAAAGUGAAGUGAAGCAUCUGUGUAAUAAAAGAGCAAAAUAAAAUAUUAGAAGGAUGAUCAAAUCACCUAAAAGAGAAACAGGCUGAAAACAGCGCUGCGUGAGACGGUAGAAUUAAGUCUAAACAUAUAAUCACAUGAAAUACAAAUGAUGUAAAAAGAUUUAUAAGAAGAGUCCACGAAAAACAUGGGCCAACUAUGUGCUGUUGAUAGACGACUCAAGCGAGAGAGGUGAAGGAAGUUAAAGAAAGCCAGUGUAUACUGUGAGAGCAGACGCCGUCCCCGAAGGAACGUCUGACUCGCCGAGAUGUAAUGGUGAGAGUCCUUGCCUAGAAUGGAGGAAGCUCUGGUUCAGUCCCCAGGACUCCUUCCACAAGAGACCAAACAAUCCAGACACAAAACACUUAACACACUUCUCUUAGAGAACCAGUGCACACACAGGAAAUCAGCAAGACAAGAACUCACCACCACCAGCAAUUGGAUCUGACAGACAAGAGGAUUUUACUUCACAGCAGAAUACAUCUCUUCAAGUAUACAAGAACCAUUCCUCCACCAAGUACACUGUCUUGAGUCACUACAACAGUCUAGAAGAACUAUAGUAAACUGACAGCAGGAGGGGAACCAGGACCUUAUGAAGGCUGGAGAGCUGGCUUAGCAGUUUCGAGCACUUGUCGGGUUUGUUGGAGGACCCAGCUUUGGUUCCCUACACCCACAUGGUGGCUCAUACAGAAAACAAAAAUAAACCUUAAAAGCUACCAGCAGGCCAGGCAAGGCUGUGUUCUAGAAGCUGAGACCGGAGAGAGAGUUGGAGGUCAAGCCUGAGCAGUGUAGCAAGAGUUUGUUUACCAAUGCAGUGAUACCACUGAAACUACAACAAUCAGAACGUAAAAAUACUUAAAUGUUUAACAUAUAUGUUCUAUGAAUUGUUAAACUGCCUUAAAGUACAAUGCUUUUGUAUUGAUGUAUAUGGGUUAAUAAAGCUUUAUAAAUAUUUUCAUAA
Molecule: messenger RNA, 3291 nt
Organism: Rattus rattus (black rat)
Lineage: Eukaryota; Metazoa; Chordata; Mammalia; Rodentia; Muridae
Gene: Dclre1c
Product: DNA cross-link repair 1C
Exons: 14
Coding region: 71-2164 (697 amino acids)
Biological process (GO): protection from non-homologous end joining at telomere; double-strand break repair via nonhomologous end joining; interstrand cross-link repair
Molecular function (GO): damaged DNA binding; 5'-3' DNA exonuclease activity
Source: RefSeq, a predicted model, not a curated record